AUGAACGGUAGCGAAGACCCUAACGAAGGAGAGACGAAGACCGAGUCAGAACUCAGCUCGGACUGGGCCGAGCUAACUUACGAGUGCUUAAUCAACAUCCUGUCUCGCCUCAACUUUGAGCACCGAUGGCGCGGUCCCAUGCUCGUUUGCAAAUCCUGGCUGCUCGCCUGCAAGGAUCCAUCUCUCAACACAGUAUUCGAUCUCGAUAGUGAAUUCGACUCGGUCACUGAAUCGCCUCGCUGGUGGAUCCCAGUAUUCGAGAGAAAAAUCGAUUCGAUGCUCCGUUCAGUCAUCACUUAUAGCGACGGCUCCCUCACUGAAAUCCGCACCCGUCACUGCUCCGAUCGCUCCCUCACCUUCGCCGCCGAAAGGUGCCCAAAUCUUCAAGUGCUUUCAACAAAGUGCUGCCCAAAUGUGACUGAUGCAUCAAUGGCUCAAAUUGCUUUUAAGUGCACGAAGCUUAAAGAGCUUGACAUAAGUUAUUGCCAUGAAAUAUCACAUGAAUCAAUGGUUAUGAUCGGCAGAAACUGCCCGAGUCUUAGGGUUUUAAAGCGGAACCUAAUGAAUUGGUUAGAUGCAUCCCAGCAUGCUGGGAUUGUACCCAACGAUUAUUUAGAUACUUGUCCUCAAGAUGGAGACAUGGAAGCGCGUGCGAUUGGGAAAUACAUGCCAAAUUUGGUGCAUCUUGAGUUGAAAUUUUCGAAAAUGUCCGCGAAGGGAUUGUUGUCCAUUUGUGAAGGGUGUUUGAAUCUUGAAUAUUUGGAUUUGUCUGGGUGUGUGAAUUUUACGAGUCGGGAUAUUGUUGAUUCAACUUCGGGGUUGAAGAAUUUGAAGGACUUUAAGAAGCCGAACUUUUAUAUUCCGAGGUCGGUUUUCCACACCGAUAGGUAUGGACAUUGGAGGUUGUAUGAUGACCGGUUUCAAACGGAUAUUUUCCGCAUUUGA
Molecule: messenger RNA, 945 nt
Organism: Dovyalis caffra
Lineage: Eukaryota; Viridiplantae; Streptophyta; Magnoliopsida; Malpighiales; Salicaceae
Source: the annotation of a GenBank genome assembly